Messenger RNA from Pyrus x bretschneideri (Chinese white pear), 1054 nucleotides. RefSeq names its product ubiquitin carboxyl-terminal hydrolase 3. The transcript has 9 exons. The record is from RefSeq and is a predicted model, not a curated record. Gene Ontology annotation, cellular component: cytoplasm. The coding region runs from base 111 to 821 and encodes 236 amino acids. Gene Ontology annotation, molecular function: cysteine-type deubiquitinase activity. Lineage: Eukaryota; Viridiplantae; Streptophyta; Magnoliopsida; Rosales; Rosaceae. Gene Ontology annotation, biological process: protein deubiquitination; ubiquitin-dependent protein catabolic process.
CAGAUCGUCCAGCUUCAAACCUCACCAAACGGAAAGGCACAAAGAAUAUAAAAUCGAAUCGGGGAGAGAGAGAGAGAGAGAGAGAGAGAGAGAGAGAGAGAGAGAAAGCCAUGGCUACUUUCGACGAAGCCCCGUCGGCUAAGAGAUGGCUUCCUCUCGAAGCUAACCCUGAUGUUAUGAACCAGUUCCUUUGGGGCCUGGGUCUUCAAGAGGAUGAGGCAGAAUGCUUUGAUGUUUACGGGUUGGAUGGAGAACUCUUAGAAAUGGUUCCGAAGCCUGUACUUGCUGUCCUGUUUCUUUAUCCUCUAACCGCAAAGACCGAAGAAGAGAGAAUGAUGCAGGCAAAUGAAAAACAGGAACCCAAAGGUAGUGUUUAUUUUAUGAAACAAACUGUGGGCAAUGCUUGUGGAACUAUUGGGCUUCUUCAUGCUGUUGGAAAUAUCACGUCAGAGAUCAAACUUGUUGAGGAUUCAUUCUUGGAUAGGUUUUUCAAAAAAACUGCAAGCAUGGAUCCAUUGCAGCGUGCAGCAUUCCUUGAAAGUGACACAGAAAUGGAAGUUGCUCAUUCAGUAGCAGCUCAUGGUGGCGAUACAGAGGCAUCUGACAAUGUGGACACUCACUUUAUUUGCUUUGCAUGCGUGGACGGGGAGCUUUAUGAGCUUGAUGGGAGGAAGUCAGGUCCAAUCUCUCACGGUCCAUCUUCACCAGAUAGUUUAUUGCAGGAUGCAGCUAAAGUCAUACAGGGCAUGAUCCAGAAAAAUCCUGACUCCCUCAACUUCAAUGUGAUUGCAAUUUCAAAGAAAUCCGGUGGGUUUUCUUAAGUUGGAAUGCAUCCAUGUCCUUCAAAAGUGGUCAAAAGUUUAAUGCAGUGGUAGCACUUGAUGUACGCAUCUUUACACUGAACAGAUUUUGUUUUUCCUGGUUAACAUGUGUGCUAGCAUCUAUAGCAUAAGCUUACUCAACUGCAUUAAACUGGCUGUAAAAUUCUGACUAUAGCCUUGGUGUGUACCGAUCACGCCUGUUGGGCAUAGAAUAGAGUUCCGUGUUUUUAUAA